This is a messenger RNA of Tachysurus fulvidraco (yellow catfish), 3200 nucleotides long. RefSeq names its product E3 ubiquitin-protein ligase TRIM39-like. The coding region runs from base 209 to 1852 and encodes 547 amino acids. The record is from RefSeq and is a predicted model, not a curated record. The transcript is spliced from 7 exons. Gene Ontology annotation, molecular function: protein binding. Lineage: Eukaryota; Metazoa; Chordata; Actinopteri; Siluriformes; Bagridae.
AAACUAGGAUACUCUAGUACUGUAACACAUAUGAUGGUCAGAAUAACACCAUAGACAGCCAGUCAGAGAAGUGUAAGGGAUCAGAACUUCACCAAGAUUACGUCAGGCACCACUCAAGAUUACAACAGCCACCAGCCGAGAUUACGUCAGUCACCACCACAGAUUACGCCAGUCAUCAGUCAAGAGCGUCACUCAGCACCGUCAUACCAUGACUGACUUCACUUCCCGCUCACCGCCCUGCACUUCUAAACAGAAUGCUCCUGAAUCCAUCAUGCAGUACCUCAAAUGUUCCAUUUGUAUGGAUGUCCUGAAGGAGCCUGUCACUACCAACUGUGGUCACACCUUCUGCAAGCCCUGCCUCAAUCGCCACAUGAGCACUAAUAACCGAGUCUGCCCAUUAUGUAAGAGUCAGCUGCCUGAAUUAAAGGUGAAUAUUGUCUUAAAAGAAAUCCUAAAGGAGAUCCAAAAACCCAUGGCACGAAGUCCAGAUGAGUUUACUGGACAACCGGGGGAGGUGCCCUGCGACGUCUGCAAUGAGGAUCUCAAGCAUAAGGCAGUAAAAUCCUGUUUGUUAUGUUUGCUGUCAUUUUGUAAAAUACAUCUUAAGGGGCAUACCAAAUUGCAUGCCAAAGGGCAUAAGCUAGUAGCACCAAUGAAUGACCUGAACCAAUGGGCAUGCUUGGUCCACUGCAUGCCUCUAGAGCUCUAUUUAGUCAGUGAGGGGAAGUUAAUCUGCAGUCGCUGUGUGCAAGGAGGAACAAAUGUGGUGUAUGUGGAAGAAGAAAGCGACAGAAAGAAGGCAGAGCUGGAGACUCUUAUCAACAGGAUUGAACAGGGAAGACAGCAGAGAAUGGAGAAUGCGAAGAAGUUGGACAAUUCUGCAUCAAACUGCUUAAACCUGAUUGACCAGGAAACAAAGGAAAUUAAAAAAGUUUUCAAUGCCAUAAAGAAGGUAAUACAGAAGGCAGAGGAUAAGGCACUAAUGCCUUUAAAAGACAGAAGGAAGCAAGUGGAGGAGAGUGCAAAUGACCUGCAAUGUUAUUUGACUGAAAAUAUCAACGCUUUGAGUAAAACCAUCUCAGACCUACAAACACUGAGAAACGAAGAAGACCCUGUUUUCUUUCUACAGAGUUAUCCCUCAACUACCGCAGUAGAUGAUGGCAGUAACUGGACUUCUGAUUCCUUGGAUACUGAUUUGAGUUUUGGCACAAUAAGGAGCUCAAUGGUGACCAUGAUGGACGAUAUUAAGGACGAGUUUGAAAAACUCUCCAGAAUUGAAAUUUCGAGGAUUAAGAAAUUUGGAGUGAAUGUGACUCUGGAUACAGACACAGCUAACAAACAGCUCCAAAUUUCUUAUGACAUGAGGCAGGUGCGAAGCUCUGAGGAGGAAAGGGAUGCACCUGAUUGCCCUGAGAGGUUCAAUACGUUCGGAAGCGUUUUGGGACAGAACCGGCUGACUGACUGCAGGGCAUUCUGGGUAGUAAAGGUUGGAAACAAACAAGGUUGGGAUAUUGGUGUGGCAAGAGAGGAGGCCAACAGAAAAGGGUUGCUCUCCAUCAAACCAAGCAAAGGAUACUGGGUCAUUGUGCAUUAUGACGGCAACAGUUACAUAGCUCUGGAAGACACUCCCAUUGUUUUAUCUCUUUCAAAUAUACCCUGUAAAGUAGGAGUGUUCGUUGAUUAUAGCGAGAAGUUGGUCUCCUUUUAUAAUAUGGAAGCAGAAACUCAUAUUUACUCAUUUACUGACUGUGCGUUCGGAGAAGUAAUUAGACCCUACUUUAGCCCUCACAUUAAACAGGAGGAGCCAUUGGUUAUUUGUCCUGUAAAUACCAAAAAUAAUAUCCCGAUUUAAUGGGGAAGGGGAUUUUUAAGCAACUAUGAAUGAACUUUACAGAAUGAACUUUAAUUUCAUGUAAUAUUGUGAUUGUCCUGCCAUUAUUUAAAUUUAAAUGCAAUCCAUCUGGAGUUUUUAGAUUUUAGGUUUUUUUUUUAGGAUUUUUUAUUGUAAAUUUGCAAAUAUGCAACAGUGGAUCUGAAUUUUUGCUGAUUUGUUAAGCAAUUGUAAAAAAAAAAAAAAAAAAAAAUUAAACAUAAAUUUAAAGCACAUUUAUUUGUAUAAAUCCAAAAGAGUGCAAGUUGCUACUAAACAGAAUGUUUUUUCUAGGAAAUAUAUUUCUAUAUAAAAAAAAUUUUAUUUAGGCUUCUUUUUUUGUCAUUCUGUUAAUGGAAUGUUGAUAUUGACUGAUCAAGGCCGUCUAUGACCCAUUCAAUCUGUGUUCAUCCUUGGAUGGUGAUUGGCUUGUGGUUGGCUUUUGUUAGUAACAAAGCAGCAUGAGAUUAUUUUCUCACUCAAUAAUUAAGGGAUAAUCAGGUUCAUGUUAAUAAGGGAUCCAACAUACUGCAGUGUACAUUAUAAUUGUAGUAGUACAAAGCCUCAAAGAGUUAAUGAUGUAGUAGACAGACAAUUAGCAUGAAAGCUACAGAUUUGAAACCUUAUCUAUUUGAACAGCAUGGUCAGGAUGUAAUAAGGUUAAACAAACAAAUGGGAUGUUUUUCUUACCAAAACAUUCAAACACACAUUCGGCUUUCUGAUAACCGCUGAAUAUUUUGCAGCAAACAACCAAAAUUUAAUUUCAGAUUCUUACUUUAUUUGUAACGUACACAAUCAUACACAGAACUAAAUGCAGUACGAAUAGCUUUUCACAACUGUCUGUGAAUAAAAAGAAAUUAGGAUAAAGAUGAACAAGUUUUAAAGUUUUAUGUUUUAAAAUAGAAUUUAGAAAUAAAAUAAGAUUUAAAAAAUUUAAUAAUAAUGAAACAAUGUACAUCCAAUGUACAUCCACAAAUUGCAUUGUGGGUAAUGUAGGAAACCAAAGUGAAUACAGUAUGUAGAUGAACAAAAUAGAAACUAAAACAUCAAAUCAGAAUUUCAGAAUCUUGGCGUUGUUUAUUGAAUGUUUUUUUAAUGAAUACCACUAGAGGGCACUCUAGCUAUAUAAAGGACUUGUAAGUUAUUUCACUGUUUUUUCCUUCAACGCUACAGAUGAUUCUUCAUGAAGGAGCCAAAAACAAGGCCUUCUUGGCAUCUAUCUAUCUUGUUUUGUUUAUUUUUCUCCUGAACUUCAGAAUGUCCUCUUUUCUAAGUUAGUUUCAUGACCACAAAAUAUCUCUGUAUAAUAAAUUGUCUUAAAAAAAACUUA